UUCCGGGUGUGCGCGCGCACCACCGGUUCUCAAGAUGGCGUCCUGCAGUCGGACGUGUGCCUUGUUUUGUAGCAGAUGUUUGUGUUUCCUGGUGUUCCUGGUCCUACAACUUGUCAUCAACACAAGUGUGAGGGGCUCAGAGCUACAAUGGGACAGCAGAGGGUACAUCCUGUACUGCCCUUGUAUGGGGAGGUUUGGUAACCAGGCUGACCACUUCCUGGGAUCACUACAGUUUGCUAAGGGCCUGGACAGAACUCUGGUGCUGCCACCAUGGAUCCAGUACAGGCACAGGAAACCCCCAUACACAAAUCUCCAUGUCCCAUUCAAAGACUGGUUCCAAGUGGAACCACUUCAGGAAUAUCACCGAGUGCUUCCUAUGGAAGACUUCAUGGAGCAGCUGGCACCAGAGCACUGGCCUCCCGAGAACCGCAAGAGCUUCUGCUUCACAAUGGCUGCACAGAGGUCUGUGGACAAGAAAAGUUGCCCUGCAAAGGAGGGAAACCCAUUUGGUCCGUUCUGGGACAACUUUGAUGUAGACUUUGUUGGCUCGGAGCUGUACGAGGGUCUGUCCUACAACACUCAGGACAGGGGCAUGGUGGACAAGUGGCAGAAAAAAUUUCCUCCAGACCAGUUCCCAGUACUGGCCUUCAUGGGUGCCCCGGCCAACUUCCCUGUCCUCCCGCAGAACAUCGACCUCCACCGCUUCAUGCACUGGUCCGACAACAUGGUGGAACAGGUCAGCCAGGUCAUCGAUCAAAACCUUCCACGGCCGUUUGUCGGGAUUCAUCUCCGGAACGGGAUGGACUGGAAGUCGGCCUGCGAGCAUGUGGACGGCAGCAGGCCCCACCUGUUUGCGUCGGGUCAGUGCGUCGGGUACGACAUCAGAACCGCCAAGACGCUGACCCAAGACAUGUGUUUUCCCUCCAAGAAAGAGGUGCUUAAGGCUGUAAGGAAAGCAGUUAAAAAGGUCAAAGCCAAAUCCAUAUAUGUAGCAACAGACAAUGACCCCAUGUUACCUGAGCUGAGGAAAGAAUUCAACCAAUUGUCAGUCUUCCACCUGAACCCAGAGGUUCCCCAGCUGGACCUGGCGAUUCUCGGCCAGGCUGACCACUUUGUCGGAAACUGUGUCUCCACCUUCACUGCCUUUGUCACGCGCGAGAGGAAAGCUGCCAAUAAACCCACCACAUUUUUUGCAAACAACAAAAAGAAGAAAGAUGAGUUAUGACCAGCCUUAGGUAGAGCCUGUGUCAAAUCUUUUGCAACUGUAUUUAUUCCUUUAUGGAGUAGUAGUUGUGUAGUGUAUCACAAGUAGGUAAGAUACAAUGUUCAGCAGGAAUAGAUAACCCCCCUCUGCAAUAUCCUUUUCCUGGUCAGAUAUCAUACUGCCUGUAUAGUCUCAUCACUUUAUUGAUGAAUCAAUUUAUUGUAAUAGUUCAAAUUUGGCAGGGAAAGAAAAAUAGUUUAAUUAGAAUUCAAUGAUAGUGUGUUUUGAUAUAUAUAACACAGUAUGAUAUGCUAUUUAUAUAUAAGUACAUUUGUAUAUGUAGAUCUAUGUAUGUAGGGAUGAGUAAUGGCAGAAGUGCAAUGCCUGAUGUCAGAGAUUUAUAUUCAGUAUUGUGCUAGAUUUUCUCACAUUCCUUAGCAAUAUAAUAUAUCCAAACAAAUGUUAUGUUGCAGAAUACAUGAAGACCUUACGGGGCAUUUUCCCCACCAUCCUGAAACAUAUCAUGUCCCCAAACAUAUCAAAGCAAUAUAAGAGGCAUUUUUAAGUAUGUCAAUAAAGAAAACAAUGUGCUAACCUUCA
Messenger RNA from Branchiostoma floridae (Florida lancelet), 1804 nucleotides. RefSeq names its product GDP-fucose protein O-fucosyltransferase 1-like. Gene Ontology annotation, cellular component: endoplasmic reticulum. Gene Ontology annotation, biological process: Notch signaling pathway; protein O-linked glycosylation via fucose; regulation of Notch signaling pathway. The transcript is spliced from 8 exons. NCBI's taxonomy places the organism in Eukaryota, Metazoa, Chordata, Leptocardii, Amphioxiformes, Branchiostomatidae. Bases 35 to 1225 code for a protein of 396 amino acids. Gene Ontology annotation, molecular function: peptide-O-fucosyltransferase activity. The record is from RefSeq and is a predicted model, not a curated record.